CGGCAACACUGCUUUUUAACUGUUUAUUUAUUUAUUUAUAUUUUUAUUUACAAGAGAAAAUCUGGAUAAUGUUUUUAAUUAUAUAAAAUCUCAUUUAUUACAUAAGUUAGUUUUAAGCAAACAAAGAUCUGUUACAAGUUCUUCUAUGUGAUUGAUAUUUUUUAUAUUUAGAUUGUGCCAAAAGUACUUAAUCAUCAUGUGUUCGGGCAAGUGUUGUAUCUUCUGCACUGUUUACACAGCUGUUCUGGUGUUCUUAGUUGGUCUUUUGUUGUUUGUAAUCGUGCCAGUUAUAUUCAUGUUUAGUGUGGGGAUUCAGAAAAGUCUUGUUUUUCCAACAUAUAUAAUAGAACCAAAAAACUAUUCAAACUCGGAGGAUUAUGGGAUAACAGGAGUAAGAAAUAUGUAUAUUGAUGUCCCUAAUGCUAAUACUGAAAAUGUAACAUUAGGAUUGUGGCAAAUUUUGCCCAAAGAAAUUGUUAGUGAUAUAAUAAAAAACGACGAAUAUAAUUUCGAUGGGGUUUUGUCUAAUGAAAAAUACAAAAUUUUAUUGUACCUUCAUGGUAAUGGCUCUGAUAGAACCAAAUCUAUAGAGCUAUAUGAAAUUUUAAGGGAAUUCUUCCAUAUAUUUGCCGUUGAUUAUAGAGGCUAUGGAGAUUCUACAGGAAGCGAUCUCACAGAAACUAACAUGGUAAAUGAUAUGAAAUAUAUUUUUAAAUGGAUACAGGAAAGGAGCAAAUCAAAAAUUUUUGUUUGGGGACAUUCAUUGGGUACUGGAAUAGCUACCCAUUUAAUUGCAGAGCUCAAAAAAGAACAUAUCAAUUCUACUGGUUUAGUAUUAGAGGCCCCGUUUACAUCAGUGAUUGAUGUUAUGAGAACCCAUCCUGUAGUCAAGUUUUAUUCAGUUCUUCCAUGGACAGAAGCCACAAUAUUGAAUCCUAUAAAAACUAACGAUAUGAAUUUUGAUUCUAAAAGCUAUAUUACAGACAUAGAUUGCCCUAUAAUGAUAUUGCACGCUGAAGAUGAUGAAAUUAUACCUUACAAUAUUGCUACAGAGUUAUACUACACUGCUAUUAAUAAUAGAAAUUCUACAUAUCAAGGCGAUGUUACUUUUCAUUUGUAUCCUCCCAAAGGCAACGGUCAUAUGUUGUUGUAUUUGGAACCUGAUCUCUCAAAGCAAGUCAGAUCGUUCAUUGAUCAGUGUCUCGAUUUUAGCAAGAAAAAUCUCUGAAGUGGCUACAAUAAAUCACUGUGAUAACUUUUGAGAUUGGAUCGUACAAAAUAAGUUUUAAAAAUUGUGUAUUCCUUUUUAUUAUUGUAUUAUGAAAUAGUUCAAUCCUCUUUUUAUUGAAUAAAAAAAAGUAUAUGUGUAAG
Molecule: messenger RNA, 1371 nt
Organism: Ceutorhynchus assimilis (cabbage seed weevil)
Lineage: Eukaryota; Metazoa; Arthropoda; Insecta; Coleoptera; Curculionidae
Source: the annotation of a GenBank genome assembly